AUGGCGGCUUUUAAAAGACUCGUUCGAUUUACCACUGGCGCGCAGACUCAUUAUGGAGACCUUGUCAGCGCUGCUGAGAACAAGUAUACCAUUCGCAGACUGGAAGGCAGUCCUUUUACCAGCCUAAAGGCUACCGAGGAAAUUGUUAAUGUUGAAAAGCUCGAAUGCCCCAUUGAGAGCACCCCAAUUGUUGUAUGCAUCGGACUGAACUAUAGACAGCAUGCGCAGGAAGCUAGUCUUCCUGUUCCGAAAUACCCUCCCGUCUUCACCAAGCCCGCCGACGCGCUUGCUGGGCCCUUCGACGCAAUUGACAUCCACCCCGAUGCGCGCGAACUCCUCGAUUACGAGGGCGAAUUAACCGUGGUCAUCGGCAAGGACGCAAAGAACGUCUCCGAAAAAGAUGCACUAGACUACGUGUUAGGGUAUACCGCCGGCAACGAUGUGUCUGCUCGCAACUUCCAGUUACCCGAAGCCUCUGGUGGUCAAUUCUGUUACGCCAAGUCAUUUGAUAACUUUGCGCCUAUCGGCCAUACCAUCGUGGCAGCACAAGAAAUCCCAGAGCCUCAGGCGCUAAAGUUGAGCACCAAGGUCAACGGGGUUAUCAAGCAGGAGACGAGCACGGGCGAUAUGAUUUGGGGUGUUCGCCAGAUCAUUAGCCACCUCUCGCGAGGCACGACGCUGCGGAAGGGCACGGUCAUUAUGACUGGUACCCCGUCCGGUGUGGGAUACUUCCGGAAGGAGUUCCUCCAGGGUGGCGAUGUUGUCGAAGUGGAGAUUGAGGGGGUGGCUGUGACUAGAAACCGCAUGAACCAUUAUUGA
This is a messenger RNA of Penicillium daleae, 819 nucleotides long. RefSeq names its product fumarylacetoacetate hydrolase family protein. Gene Ontology annotation, molecular function: acetylpyruvate hydrolase activity. Lineage: Eukaryota; Fungi; Ascomycota; Eurotiomycetes; Eurotiales; Aspergillaceae. The transcript has 3 exons. The record is from RefSeq and is a predicted model, not a curated record. The coding region runs from base 1 to 819 and encodes 272 amino acids.